CGCGCGCGAACGCCGAGCGACGACGCGCGAGACCGCGACGCGCGGCGAUUCGUCGAUUCGCGCGACGCGCCGGAUCGCGCGACGCGCCGGAUCGCGCGAGAGGACGCGAGAGGACGCGAGAGGACGCGCUUCGACGAGUCGGCACCGAUGCCGCGAUCGCGCGCGACGACGCGCGACGACGACGACGCGUGCGAUGCGAACGGCGACGAUCCGUGCGCGAUGGGGGCGCUGUUGCUCCUGGGGGCGCGCGACGCCGCGCGCGAGGGACGCGGGCGCGCGGCGGGGGCGCGGCGGGAGCGACGCGGCGAAGGGACGCGCGAGGGAGCGAGGGACGACGAUGGAUCGGUAAAAAUAAAAAUCAACGAAAGCGCGCUGAAGAUGAGGCUUGGGAUCAAGAAUGCGGAUCAUCGGCGGUUGAUUUAUAGGUGGACGAACGCGCUGAUUCGCGCGGUGGGGUUGAAGGUGCCGACGGGAUUGGGGGCGAUUGUUUUGCAUAACGCGAAGAACAAGCGGGAGAAAUUCGAUAAAUUUUUGUUGCAUUACUACGGGAAGGAGUCGUUUUCGCCGGGGACGUAUUGGUACUCGAACGCGAACGCGCUGGCAUUUUUUAGCGAAAUAUUUUACGUCGCGACGAAUGGACGCGUGCGGUGCAACGACGACGACAUCAUGCAAAUCUUUUCGAAAUCCGAUCCAAACAGGCAGGCGAGCACGUGGGUGACGUCGUCUGCUACGUUGGAGCGCUUUGGAAUCACUCGCAUGGAAGUUUUGGCGAUUUAUUGCGGUGAACCUCGCUUUGAGAACGGUUGGCCGAAGGGGCAACCGCUUCGCGUGCAGCCACCAAAAAUCGUGGUGACUCAGCGCGAUGGCUCGGUCACCGAUAAAUCUGACUUGACAAAUGUGAAGACAAAUACCGCUCUCGUCGACCCAGGGCGGGUGGCGCUCAAGCGCGAAAGAUCGAAAAAGCACGUCGUCUCCGUGGUUGGUGUCGACCCGCGAGUCACCUCGUUGGGUUGGAAGCGACAGGCGGUGGAAUCGGGACACGCGAUGCAGAGGACGACGCUGCUGGAGCGUCAAGCGAUUGAACUUUGCAAGCACAUCGAGCCGAGCGAAGAAAACUCACCAAUAAUGAUUAUGCCUCUGAUUUACGAUCAGAUUUUACGAGGCACAAAGUGCUGCGGACCGCGAUCCCGACCUUGCGAGAGAAACAAAUUUAACAAACACUACGGUAAACUUCUGUCUACCGACGUCUUCUUGCCUGAAGACGUCGGUGUCGCGCUGAAAAUCAAAGACUCCGCGGUUGAAGUGCAAGAGCUUUUCAGGAAGUUCACCAACGCUUUCCUCAAGCUUAAAGUUGCCAUGGCGGAUUUGGACGAAGUGAGCGCUACGCGAGACUCAGUAUCGACCACGUUAAACGGUGUACUCUCGGUCUUAAAUACCGUGGCCGAUACGAAAAGGAAAAGUGAACUCGAAGCCAUCAUCACCGAGCAACGAGCUCACUUUCAUGGGCUCGAGUCGGAAGUCGCGCGCUUGAAUAAAAUUGUGGACAGCGUUCGCGUUGAGUUCGACAAGUCGGAGUCCGCGGCGCGUCAGCCCUAUUUGGAUAUCGUACGUCGUUGCUACGAGCUCGGUAGUUUGGUGCAAGAUCGAAUGCAAAAGAGUAUCAACGCAACUCUUGACUCGUGCAUGACUGAUAUUGCCGCGUGCGAGAUCAAGCAAGUUGGAGCCGACACCGACGAGCUGAACGCACUGUUUGUAAAACGCGAUUCGUUGAAAAGUCUCAACGACACUUUGCGCGACUGCAAGGCGUGCUUUGCUUUCUCGCUCAAUACGUUGGACCAACGCUGGGAACAGUUUAAACCGAUGCGCUUGUGAACUGUACUUU
Molecule: messenger RNA, 1882 nt
Organism: Ostreococcus lucimarinus CCE9901
Lineage: Eukaryota; Viridiplantae; Chlorophyta; Mamiellophyceae; Mamiellales; Bathycoccaceae
Exons: 1
Coding region: 148-1872 (574 amino acids)
Source: RefSeq, a predicted model, not a curated record